AUGAGCUCCAACUUUAGUAACACUGUAGUCAUGACUUUGUGUUACGAAUCUAUAAGUGGGUCUUGUCCUAGACAAGUUCGACCAUUCAGCAUUCGUUUUCCAAUGUACAUGUUCAUGGUAAUAGCAAUAAUAGUCACAGUGUUGGGGAAUCUACUGGUCAUCAUCUCCAUAGCACAUUUCAAGCAGCUUCACACAUCUACAAAUUACCUUCUCCUCUCACUGGCAGUAUGUGACCUUCUCCUGGGGGGAUUUAUAAUGCCCUGCAGUGCCAUCCGAUCAGUGGAAGGCUGCUGGUAUCUGGGAGACUUCUUUUGUAAAAUCCACACCAGCACUGACAUCAUGCUCAGUACAGCUUCUGUUUUCCACCUGUCUUUCAUCUCUAUUGAUCGCUACUUUGCUGUUUGCGAUCCGCUGAGAUACAGAACCAAAAUUACACCUGUUGUCAUACUCAUCAUGAUUAUCAUCAGCUGGGUGGUUCCUGGGGUAAUAUCAUUUGGAAUGAUUUUUUUAGGCCUCAAUUUGAAAGGCAUAGAGGAUUUUUAUUAUGGACACUGUGCUGGGGGCUGUAUUGUGUUUCUCAGUGAAGCUUCAGUCUCCUCUAUCCUUACUUUGUUUGUCCCAGGCCUCAUCAUGUUGGGCAUUUACUUAAAAGUUUAUCUUGUAGCCAGAAAACAGGCCAAAUCCAUUCAUGAUGUCACACAACAAUUUCACACUGCCACAGGAAUGUCAAGGCAAAGGGAGAGAAAAGCUGCAAAAACCUUAGGGAUUGUGAUGGGGGUUUUUCUCAUCUGCUGGACUCCAUUUAUUGUGUGUAACAGCAUUGAUCCCUUUAUUAAUUACUCAGCUCCACCAAUGUUGCUUGAUGCUCUAGUCUGGUUUGGUUACUUAAACUCUGCAUUUAACCCCAUAGUGUAUGCCUUCUUUUACAACUGGUUCAGAAAAGCACUAAGGAUUAUUAUGCUUGGUCAGAUAUUUAAAAGAGAUUCUUCUCUAAGUAUAUUAUUUGCAGAUUAA
Messenger RNA from Acipenser ruthenus (sterlet), 1014 nucleotides. Its product is annotated as trace amine-associated receptor 1-like. NCBI's taxonomy places the organism in Eukaryota, Metazoa, Chordata, Actinopteri, Acipenseriformes, Acipenseridae. Gene Ontology annotation, molecular function: trace-amine receptor activity. Gene Ontology annotation, biological process: adenylate cyclase-activating adrenergic receptor signaling pathway. Gene Ontology annotation, cellular component: membrane. The record is from RefSeq and is a predicted model, not a curated record. Bases 1 to 1014 code for a protein of 337 amino acids. The transcript has a single exon.